AUGGUUGAGCUCAAGUCUCUCACUGCUCCAAAAGUUGCGAUUCCAAUUGUUGGACUCAUUGUCUUGCUCGUUGUUUCAACAUUGGUUGCUAUUUUCUAUAUAAGGUAUGAACAAUAGGAAAGGAAAUUGUAUUAAUCUGAAAUUUUCAGAAACCCGGGUGUCACUGACUCAAUCUUUGGAACUUCCACCGAAGAACCGACUACUCCUGCGUCAUUUUCGAUGCAAUCCGCUGAUGGCGAAAUGGAACAUCUCCAGGUAAUAAAUUAUAUUUCAAAAUGUCAUCUGAUUUUUUUCUUCUCACAAUCAUUUCAGAACUCAUCUCCACUUGGUCAAUCCGCUCAUCAAACACCAACAACAACUGCACAUGAUCGUUAGUUUGAAUUUGCGAGAACAGAAAAAAACAUAUAAAAAGCAUGUUGUGUUUUUUGAUCAAAGUGAAUGAUGAUAAAUCUUUCAAAGUUUCAGAUGUUUUAUUUUUCCAGUAGCUACAACCACUUCUUCCUCUCCAAUUAGUACAACAACUUCUUCUCCAGUUACUCAACCUUCUCAACAACUUUCCACACCUUUACAUCCAAUUGAACCAACACAACAUUUAAAAUAA
Messenger RNA from Caenorhabditis angaria, 601 nucleotides. NCBI's taxonomy places the organism in Eukaryota, Metazoa, Nematoda, Chromadorea, Rhabditida, Rhabditidae. The record is from the annotation of a GenBank genome assembly.